AUGCAAUUUGAGAUUCCGGUCUACAUCGGAGAUUCCCGCGUGCAGAUCAGCCCGGACCAUCGUCUGCAUUUUCAGCUUCUUUCCCGCUCACAGCACCUUAGCUUUGACUUGGUUUGGCCUUGGGGUGAGAAGCCAGUGGCAGAGCUGUUCCUUCCUGUGGGCGAUCUGACGGAGGGGAAGGUGGCCUGGGCGCAGCUGAUUUUAGGUGGCUAA
Messenger RNA from Cladocopium goreaui, 213 nucleotides. The record is from the annotation of a GenBank genome assembly. Lineage: Eukaryota; Dinophyceae; Suessiales; Symbiodiniaceae.